Molecule: messenger RNA, 2348 nt
Organism: Equus quagga
Lineage: Eukaryota; Metazoa; Chordata; Mammalia; Perissodactyla; Equidae
Gene: PPP2R3B
Product: protein phosphatase 2 regulatory subunit B''beta
Exons: 13
Coding region: 36-1718 (560 amino acids)
Biological process (GO): protein dephosphorylation
Cellular component (GO): protein phosphatase type 2A complex
Molecular function (GO): calcium ion binding; protein phosphatase regulator activity
Source: RefSeq, a predicted model, not a curated record
CUGGGCCGGCCCCCACAGCGCCUGGCCGGCGACGCAUGGAGCGUGCUGAGCCCGGCCGCCCCGACCGUCCUGCCGGGCGCAGCUGCCGCCCCGAGCCCGCCGGCCCUGGCCAGGCCCAGCCCCGAGAGCAAGAGCGAGAGCGAGGUGCCUGGCCCGGGCCCCGGCGGCCCACGCGAGCCGACAUGCGGCUCCGCGAACUGUCGCUGCGCCAGGACCCCGACCUGAGGCAGGAGCUGGCCUCGCUGGCCCGCGGCUGCGACUUCGUGCUGCCCUCCCGCUUCAAGAAGAGGCUCAAGGCCUUCCAGCAGGUCCAGGUCCAGACGAAGAAGGAGGAGCCCCUGCCGCCAGCCAGCAGCCAGAGCAUCCCCACCUUCUACUUCCCCCGAGGCCGUCCGCAGGGGACGGUGAACGUCGAUGCCGUCAUCGCCAAGAUUGAGCGGACCUUCGCCCAGUUCCCGCACGAGAGAGCCACCAUGGAGGACAUGGGCAAGGUGGCCAAGGCCUGCGGCUGCCCGCUCUACUGGAAGGGGCCGCUCUUCUGCGGGGCCGGCGGUGAGCGCACGGGCGCCGUGUCCGUCCACAAGUUUGUGGCCAUGUGGAGAAAGGUCCUGCAGACCUGCCACGACGCCGCCGCCAGGUUCCUGCACCUGCUCGCCAGCCCCGGCUGCCCCUACCUUGUGCAGGACGACUUCGUGCCCUUCCUGCAGGACGUGGUGAACACGCACCCCGGCUUAGCCUUCCUGAAGGAGGCCUCGGAGUUCCACUCCCGCUACAUCACCACCGUCAUCCAGAGGAUCUUCUACACGGUCAACAGGUCCUGGUCAGGGAGGAUCACCUGCGCGGAGCUCCGGAGGAGCACGUUCCUGCAGAACGUGGCACUCCUGGAAGAGGAAGCCGACAUCAACCAGCUGACGGAGUAUUUCUCCUACGAACACUUCUACGUCAUUUACUGCAAGUUCUGGGAGCUGGACACGGACCACGACCUUCUCAUCGACUCGCAGGACCUGGCCCGGCACAACGACCACGCCAUAUCCACCAAGAUGAUCGAGAGGAUCUUCUCAGGAGCCGUGACGAGGGGCAGAAAGGUACAGAAGGAGGGGAAGCUCAGCUACGCCGACUUUGUCUGGUUCCUGAUCUCUGAGGAAGACAAGAAAACCCCGACCAGCAUCGAGUACUGGUUCCGCUGCAUGGACCUGGAUGGGGACGGGGCGCUGUCCAUGUUCGAGCUGGAGUACUUCUACGAGGAGCAGUGCCGCAGGCUGGACAGCAUGGCCAUCGAGGCCCUGCCCUUCGAGGACUGCCUCUGCCAGAUGCUGGACCUGGUGAAGCCCCAGAGCGAAGGGAAAAUCACCCUCCACGACCUCAAGAAGUGCAAGCUCGCCAACGUCUUCUUCGACACGUUCUUCAACAUCGAGAAGUACCUCGACCACGAGCAGAAAGAGCAGGUCUCCCUGCUCCGGGAGAGCGAGAGCGAAGGCCCCGAGCUCUCAGACUGGGAGAAGUACGCUGCCGAGGAGUACGACAUCCUGGUGGCCGAGGAGGCCGCGGGGGAGCCGUGGGAGGACGGGUACGAAGCCGAGCUCAGCCCCGUGGACCAGAAGCUGUGCGCCCUGCGGUCUCCACUGGCCCAGAGGCCCUUCUUCGAGGCGCCGUCCGCGCUGGGCGCCGUCGAGCUGUACGAGUACGAGUGUGGGGACGACCACCUGCAGCCCUCGUGACCCGCGCCCCCCGGGCACCGUCCGUGGCGGCCUGCUGCACGCAGCGGCUUUCGUGUGGAAAGACAACAGGGCCGUUUGGCUGCUGAGCCGUCUUCCACAGAAGCUGAAGUGCGUUUGUACGGAACGGCGAAUCCUUAUUUAUUCGACACGGAAGCUGCUCAGACACGGACCCUGGAGCGCGUGGCCCCACCGGUCCAGGAGGACGCACCGCUCAGGACCCCCUGGCCGGGCCCGGCGGGGACAAGCGCUCUCGGGCCUCCGUGGGAAUCGGACGGCCCCUCUCCAGCUCCAGAGACCCAGCAUUCGACACGUACCGUGGGCCUGGCCAGCGGUUCAUCCCGCAGGGGAACCCGUUUCCGCUCCGAAGGGACCUGCCUCAGGGCCGCGUGACACGCGUGGACUUCCGGGCGCCGGGCGGCCGUGCGCGGUUCUUCUCCAGGAGCCAGCGCGUUCCAGGAGCCCGGCGCUGCAGCAGCCCCGGAACCUUCCGUCCACACGAGCGGCCCAGCACAGCCCUCCCCGCGGGGUGCGGGAGGGAGCGCCCACUCGGGUUUGUUGAUCGUUUUCCUGUUGUAAAUGUACAAAAUGUGUAAAGUUAACUCUUAUUUGCAGUGCAGAGCAGUUUAAAAA